This is a messenger RNA of Pseudonaja textilis, 2200 nucleotides long. It is a transcript of the gene KDSR, whose product is annotated as 3-ketodihydrosphingosine reductase. Gene Ontology annotation, molecular function: 3-dehydrosphinganine reductase activity. The record is from RefSeq and is a predicted model, not a curated record. NCBI's taxonomy places the organism in Eukaryota, Metazoa, Chordata, Lepidosauria, Squamata, Elapidae. Gene Ontology annotation, biological process: sphingolipid biosynthetic process. Gene Ontology annotation, cellular component: endoplasmic reticulum membrane.
CCAGGGUUUGUUCCCUUGACAAAGGAGCCUUGGUUGGCUGAACCGGAUCACUCGGUGGACCGGGACCUUUGAGGCACGGUGUCGGGGUUGUAGAGACCCGGCUCUUUUUGGCGACGUGCUUCAGCCAAGUCUGCGGUGUUCGGGGCGCAGUGAUGUCGGUCGCCGUCCUCCUGGUGGCGGGCAUGGGGGUCGCUUUCGUGGUCUUUCUGCUGCUGCUCUACUUAGUGUCCCCGCUCAACCACCCCAAACCAAUGUCGUUGUCCGGGGCUCACGUUGUGGUAACUGGUGGUUCCAGUGGCAUUGGGAAAAGCAUUGCUAUUGAAUGCUUCAAGCAGGGUGCUUUCGUAACAGUCAUUGCAAGAAACGAGAAACGUCUCUUGGAGGCCAAGAAAGAAAUUGAGACAUUUUCAGUUAAUGAUAAGCAGGUUGUAUGUUCUAUUUCUCUUGAUGUUUCUAAAGGUUAUGCAGAUGUGGAGAAGUCGCUUAAACAAGCUCAAGAAAGGUUGGGUCCUGUUGACAUGCUUGUUAAUUGUGCUGGAACAUCAAUAACUGGAAGGUUUGAAGAAAUCGAUAUCCAUAGGUUUGAGCAAUUAAUGGCUAUCAACUAUCUGGGUAGUGUUUACCCAACUCGUGCGGUGGUUGGUAAAAUGAAGGAGAGAAGAAAGGGGAGGAUUGUGUUUGUCUCAUCUCAGGCUGGACAAGUUGGUGUUUAUGGAUAUUCAGCUUAUUCUGCAACAAAAUAUGCUCUUAGAGGAUUAGCUGAAUCUUUACUUAUGGAGGUAAAGCCAUAUAAUAUAUAUGUGACCAUUGCCUAUCCUCCAGAUACAGACACACCUGGCUUUGCAGAAGAAUGUCAGAACAAGGUGUUAGAAACCAAGCUUAUUUCAGAAGCGUCAUCAAUCUGCCAACCUGACUAUGUUGCCAAAAUUAUUGUUAAGGAUGCUGUUCAAGGAAAAUUUACUAGUUCUGCUGGUGCUAUUGGUCACAUGCUGACAAUAUUGACUAGUGGAAUGGCCCCAGUUUCUUCCUUCGUUGAACUCCUAGAGUCGGUUAUGCUCAUAGGCAUUUUUCGCUUGGCCAGUCUGUUUUUUACAGCAGGUUUUGACAGCAUUGUUCGCCGUUGCAUGAUAGAAAAAGAGAAAUCUGAAAAGACAGACUGAAGUAGAAUCAUGCUUUGAACUGAAUCCUGAUGAAAAAGGCGGACAAUUUGUAGUUAAAUAGGACCGCAGUUGUAUGGUCUGACUAUGCCUCACAGAUAUAUAUAUAUAUAUAUGCUGAAGUGAUGGUAAUCUUCAGUGGUGAAAGAAGGAGACAAAUGAAUCAUUCCAGGAAAAGUGCUAAUGAAGAAGACUGCUGUUUUUAUUUUCUGUUAUUUGAAAUAAUAGAUGUUGCCUUAGAAAUGAAUUUAUGAAAGAGUAAAACUUCGGUGUGCUCUUUUUGCUGGUAAUUCUGCACAAAUACAAUGUUUUAGCAUUGAACAAAUCCUUUAGCAAGGUUUUGUUCAAUGGUAAAUUUAAUCCAGAACUGUAGUAAACAACUUGGUUUCUUUCAGUUAUCAAGGACUACAAUUCUCACAGAUGAUUGCCAUUAUCGGCCGUUGCCCCUCCCUUCCCCAUCCCCUCAAAGCCUUGGAGAAUGUAAGAUUGCCUGACCAAAUCUAAGAUACAGUUAACAUGUUUCUGUGAUGUAGAACACAGCUCAACUGCCUCAGAUCUAAUCCUUAUUUUGUAGCUUCCAAAAGUCAUGCAGUUGUCUGCCCAUACUGACACUUUAAAUAAACAAAAACUUUUUUUUUACAAUUUAAAUUAUAGUUAUGUGAAGAAGACUAUAUUAAAUUGGAGAACUAAGCUUUCAUAGGACUGUUCCAUUGGAUUUAGUAUACCAGUCAAAAAUUGGUAGGUUUCUUUCCAUGAGUUCUUGGGACCUGGCCUAAUAAAAUAUGGUAAUUUCUGCUCUGGAGUGCAUAGUUUUGUGAAGUAUUCAUUCUGUUUUAUUAAGCACUGUACCUGGAUGGCAGAAUUGUAUUAAUAUGUUCCAACGUUCCCUGUAUGGGAGCAAUGAAGAAUAUUUUAACUGUAACAAAUCUUCGGGAAAAAUGAAGGACCCAUGACUUGCUGAGAAAUUGGGAUGUGUGUUUUUUUUUUCUGUUCAUGCCUUAUGCCUUGACUAUAAAUAAAACAGAUGUAAAGUGUUGGUACAA